AAUAACUUUGAAUGAGUAGAAGAAGAAAAAGAAGCAGCAAGGGGCAGGCAGCUGGUGACAGCCGAAGUGUACCGUUCCCCCACCCUCCUCAGCACUCUGUUAACUGGAUCAAACGGAGAAAUUGCCGGACAGCUCGAUGGAAAUACAAUAGUAACGUUUGCUGAUAGUCGGCGAUUACAUUUUAUAACUUUGAGCGGAUAGGACUAGCGUUUGUAGGCGAGUCCAAGUAGUGUUAUCGUUGCUGCUUGUGGCAAACUGAGUUAACACUGUUGCUUCGAGUUUUAGCAUAGGUAACGUUACCGUUAGCUGUCUAGCAAGCAAAAGCUAAAUAACUUCAGUGUUUACGGUCCCAUCGGAUUGCCAGCUUCGACAGUCUGCCAGGUUAUCGCCAAAGCCGUCAGGUUGUCGGCUACUCGGUAAAGAUGGGUGACAUAAACCCAUCGACAUCCCAUGCAUUUCAGUCGGAGGGUUUCAGUCCGCCGUACAGGAGGAGGAGGACAGUGGAGGAUUUUAACAAGUUUUGCACUUUUGUUCUGGCAUAUGCCGGUUACAUCCCAUACCCCCAAGAGGACUCUCCACUGCGCAGUAGCUCAAGCCCCCCGAACAGUACAGGCAGCACAGCCGACAGUGAUGGCUGGACCCCAGGACCAGCAUCUUCCUGCCCCCAACGCCCCCUGAAGGGCCCCCAGGAUAGGAGCAGGAAGCGUCCACAGCCAGGAUCCAUUCUGUCCAGCCACGCCAAGAAAGAUCACACAAUCACUACCCUGCAUCCAGAUGAUCGCAGGAAAGCUGACAAGCUGAAGAAGAAGAAGAGGAGGAAGGAGAGGGAGCAUCAGUCUGUUGAAGAACGUGGGGCUCACUUAGCAGUCCCAGAGCUGCAGUGCCCGCUUUCCUUUGGCGGCCGAACAAUCAAAGAAGAGCCAGAAGAUGACAUCAGCAUUCCCCUCCACCCCCAGUGCGUGCCUAGCCCGUCCCCUUGCAAAGAGGAACCCAAGGAAGAGCGUCGAUACUGGGACGGACGAGACCUUGAGGAAGGGGUGGUAAAGAUACAGAAGGUGGAGGGCUUUUCAGGAAACAGAACGGUGUUCCGCCAGGGAAAGCAGGUGGUGUUCCGAGACGAAGAUGGCUCAGGGGAGGAUGAGGAUAUAAUGGUAGACUCUGAUGAUGACUCGUGGGACCUGGUGACAUGUUUCUGCAUGAAGCCUUUCGCGGGACGCGCCAUGAUCGAAUGUAACAAGUGCAACACCUGGAUCCACCUGUCAUGCGCUAAGAUCCGCAAGAGUCACGUGCCAGAGACAUACGUGUGCCAAAGCUGCCGAGAGACACACGGACCUCCAGACACUCGACGUUCCCACCGCUCGCGUGUAGGCCCACGCAAACACAUGCUGGACUGACCCCAGGCCACAUCCUGAACUCUGAUCCGUACCGCUCCUACUUUAACCCUCUACUGGACUGGCCCCUCCUCCUCAGAUUCAGGUCUUGCACCCUUCAGUCUCUCUCCUUCAAGGUUCAACCAUGAACCCAUAUUUUCUACAAACAUUUUAGUGGACCUAUCCCGAGCCCUUAUCCCAUUUGAGAACAAUUUGAGUGCUAUUUUAGAUUUACUAAGGUUUGUUUCUGCUUCCUACAGACUCUGCGCGUAAGGCAAUCACUGAAUGGAUGUCUGUCUGUAGAUGACAUUAGCAUAGCAACAAACCGCUACUUUUGGGGCUUGGUGUCUCGUGAACACUGGAAGCAUUUUGAACUGCCAUAUUGAGAGAAUUCUCACAACUGCCACCCACUAUGGUGCAUGCUGGGAUUUGUGGGGAAAAAUGGUUUGCACUUUAAAAAAAAAAAAAAAAAAAUCCACCUAACCUUUCUUUCAGAGACGGGUGUGUCUUUCUGAUCUGGUUAAACUGGAUUUAAUUUCUCUAUGAUGCCUCUAUUGAUGUUACAUAAUUAACCAUUUAAAACAGGAAAACAAGUUGAGGCUGGUGUCAAUUGCUUCAGAUGGUGCUAUAGUAUUAAGCUGAGGUAUAAUCGAAUAGAACAAAGAUGUAGGAUAAGAGGCUAGAGUCUGCAUCUGCAUCAUCAGUUUGUUGUUCUGCUUUUCUUGUUUAAGACAUUUUCAAGAAUAUCAUUGAGGCCAUUAGCUCAUACAGCUGAACCAAGAUCUUGUCUUCCAGACACUGGUAUUCCUCUGAAUCAACACGUUACUCAGCCAUACACAGAAGCUUUCACACUUUGUUUCUCAACGUGUUUAAACAGUGUUCUUCGCUGACCACAUUUGUUCCUAAUAAAGAAAUUGUUAUAUAACAGUUUAGAAAAAAAGAAAAAUUGGGCAAAUGACAAAAGUCAGGUUUUCAGUAUAUCCUGUUAUAUCUGGUCAGUAUGAUUUUAGUUAACCACUUGAUGCGCUUGACUAAGUUUUCAGAGACAAAUAUAUUUAUAGAAGGGAACCACAGUCCUGUUUGCAGUACUGACAGGUGAAAAAAGGGUAUCUGUAACUGGAAUGGUGUCAGACCAGAAAUCUUCAGUUUUCAAUGAAGAUUUCCGGUUGAAAUUAUGCACGCAAGCGUUUAAAUAAGGGUGUUGGCGAUGCAUCUGCUGCUAUGAGUUGUCUGAACCAAUCUCCAUGUUUUUUUUUAGGGGGGGAGGGGGUUUCAAGUCUUUUGCAAAGCAUCAAGUAGGGAUGCACUGAUGUGUCAGCAACACACCGGUACUGGCCCAUGUUGGCCCUGUUGAGUUGUUUUUACACUUUUAACUCUGCACAACGUUGUGAGAAUCGGGGCUGUUGUCUACACUUGCCGUCUGACAUGUAGCAUACAGAUUUUUUUUCUUCUUCCCCUGUUAUAACGAUUCAUUUGUCAUCCUGGCCCAAAGUGAGUAAUGCAUAAUAAUAAUAAUAAUAAUAAUAAUAAUAAUAAUAAUAAUAAUAAU
Molecule: messenger RNA, 2919 nt
Organism: Pundamilia nyererei
Lineage: Eukaryota; Metazoa; Chordata; Actinopteri; Cichliformes; Cichlidae
Gene: phf13
Product: PHD finger protein 13
Exons: 5
Coding region: 423-1394 (323 amino acids)
Biological process (GO): mitotic chromosome condensation
Cellular component (GO): nucleus
Molecular function (GO): chromatin binding
Source: RefSeq, a predicted model, not a curated record